AUGCCGGCCAAGAUGCCUAGCAACUACCCCUCCGAUGUCGAGAAUGGCAUUGACUCUAGGGAUGCCAUGACCGAGUCGGGAUACGUGAGUGGUGGCUCAAGUGAUGACUACGUCCCGGAGAUUGUCUUCACCAAGCCUCAUCUUCAGUUCCUCAACCGCCAGCUGCAAUUCCUCGAGCCCCAAGAUAUCUUAAGAUGGUGCAUCACAUCUCUCCCUCACCUUUUCCAGACCACUGCCUUCGGGUUAACUGGUCUGGUUACUCUGGAUAUGCUGUCCAAGCUGAAGGUCCCCCGCCCCCAGAUGGUCGACCUGAUCUUCCUGGACACGCUGCACCACUUUCCGGAGACCCUGGCGUUGGUCGACCGAGUCCGAAAGCGUUAUCCUAACAACAAUGUGCAUGUUUACAAGCCUCUGGGUGCUGACACUGCUGCCGAAUUCGAAACCAAAUACGGUUCCCGUCUCUGGGAAAUGGAUGACCAGCUCUAUGACUGGGUCGCCAAGGUCGAGCCCGCUCAGCGUGCCUACCGUGAAAUGAAUGUCCAUGCUGUCCUCACCGGUCGUCGCCGCAGCCAGGGCGGCAAACGUGGUGAUCUUGAUGUGAUCGAGGUCGACGAGGCUGGCCUCAUCAAGAUCAACCCCAUGGCCAACUGGUCCUUUGACCAGGUUAAGCAGUACGCCAAGGAGCACAACGUUCCCUACAACGAGCUCCUUGACCGUGGCUACAAGAGCGUUGGUGACUGGCACUCCACCCAGCCUGUCGCUGAAAACGAGGAUGAGCGCUCCGGUCGCUGGAAGGGUCAGCAGAAGACUGAAUGUGGUAUUCACAACCCUCGCUCCAAGUACGCGCAGUAUCUCAUGGAGAUGGAACUCAAGCGCCAGGAGGAGGCCUUGACACAGGCACUGCAAUCGUCGCUGUCGACGGCAGCUGAGUGA
This is a messenger RNA of Penicillium macrosclerotiorum, 933 nucleotides long. RefSeq names its product phosphoadenylyl-sulfate reductase (thioredoxin) (gene met16). The transcript has 2 exons. The record is from RefSeq and is a predicted model, not a curated record. Gene Ontology annotation, molecular function: phosphoadenylyl-sulfate reductase (thioredoxin) activity. The coding region runs from base 1 to 933 and encodes 310 amino acids. Lineage: Eukaryota; Fungi; Ascomycota; Eurotiomycetes; Eurotiales; Aspergillaceae. Gene Ontology annotation, cellular component: cytoplasm.